This is a messenger RNA of Aplosporella prunicola CBS 121167, 681 nucleotides long. RefSeq lists its product as uncharacterized. The coding region runs from base 1 to 681 and encodes 226 amino acids. The record is from RefSeq and is a predicted model, not a curated record. The transcript has a single exon. Lineage: Eukaryota; Fungi; Ascomycota; Dothideomycetes; Botryosphaeriales; Aplosporellaceae.
AUGGCCGCGAUCGCGGCUGCUGAAGCAGCUACUUCGGCCACCGAAACCCGAAACCUGCGCGUCUUCGGUACGAUCCAGACGCUGGAUAGAGGGUACAUGCGACAUCAUCAUCAUGAUCUCUUGCUUUGGGACGAAACUGAGUGGCAGCUCGCGGGCCAGAUAGGUGCAAACGGAUACGUCAUGGCGCUCUGGAUCAUCCAUACGAAUGUGGUUAAUGGCGAAAGCAAUGGCUUGGGAGAGACGCCGACGCCGCCACGGCCCCAGAUGCGGCGCAUUGCCAACGUGCGCGGCCUCGCUGAUUGCAAGCGGGAUAUGCGCCUGCAAUGGACCGAGGGCAAGAUCCGCAUCCUCAGCAUUGCACCUGUUUAUGCGCUGUCGGCGCGCAAUGUCGAAGAAGAUGCGGCAGCCAAUGAGGCUGCAAUUCGAGUUAUGGACCCAAGUGAGUCGGAGACGGAUACAGAUACCGCGUCUGAAAUAGCUCCGGAAGAGGAUCAUGCUGCUGCUUCUGAUAACGACAAGGGAACUCAGACCGAAGACGCUGUCGAUGACCUUGCCGAGGACAAGCCUGUUAUUACUGAUACUGCUGUCGAUGCGGACGUCGAAGAUGGCCCCGCCGACGACUUAAACCGCUUCUUCCCUAUGCCGGGUCACUUCGCCCUCAUGUAUAACGGCUUUAGUUAA